Molecule: messenger RNA, 3003 nt
Organism: Wallemia mellicola CBS 633.66
Lineage: Eukaryota; Fungi; Basidiomycota; Wallemiomycetes; Wallemiales; Wallemiaceae
Exons: 4
Coding region: 1-3003 (1000 amino acids)
Biological process (GO): DNA-templated transcription; regulation of DNA-templated transcription
Cellular component (GO): nucleus
Molecular function (GO): zinc ion binding; transcription cis-regulatory region binding; DNA-binding transcription factor activity, RNA polymerase II-specific
Source: RefSeq, a predicted model, not a curated record
AUGGACGACUACCAACCAGAAAUGCAGGAAUUUGAGGAUUAUAGUUAUCAAUAUACCGAAGAUGAUAGCAAUAGAAAGCGCAGCCAGCAUUCAGAUAUCGAUGACGACGCUACAAAGAAACGUAGGACUCAGCAGCCACAACGUAGGCUUAAUAAGGACGGUUCAGAAAAACCAAAACUCAGUAGGGGUAGCAGAGCAUGUUUGGUUUGUAGGCGGGUAAAAAUGCGCUGCAUCGGUGCAAGCGAGGGUGUCAAAUGCAAGAGAUGCUCGAACGGCGGUCAUGAAUGCAUUUUUGAAGAAUCUAACCGCGGUAGACGCAGUACAAAGAAAUCGGAUCAAUUGUCUAGUUCCUUAAAGAGUAUGGGUGAAACACUCGGCGGUGUCCUCAAGAAUAUGGCACCAGGUACACCGCCCUCUGAACAAUCUCCUUACAGUCAAUUUAGCCCAGCGAAUUCUGCAGAAGCUAGCACGUCUAGACUUGCAGUACCGCCAUAUAGUGUGAAUAGCAUGGACAGCCAGACACAACCAUCAAUGAGCAACUAUGGUCGACCAAUGCUAAACCAUCAAGCGGUAAAAACACUAGAGAAGUUAAUGGGAGGCACACAGGCUCAACAAAUUGAAGCAGCCAGCUGGAUCAUGCAAUUUCAAGAAUCGGUCGUUCAUUUCAACAAUCAAAUUCUCGAUCAGAACCUUAAGAUGGAGCGAUUGCAGAGCAAGCAGCUCCCACAACCAGGGGGUCAUCUCAGCAAAGGAGUUACGCCACUAGAUCAGCUCGUCAGUGCAUUUCAAGUUAGCUCUCCUAAGCUCGGAAGCACACUUGAAAGACAAGAAUCUACGGCAGCACCAAUGUCAUUCCCAACUCCAGCAUAUAACAGACAAGCAUCUUUCGAUAAGCCUUUCGAUAGACCGGCUGCAAUUGACAAAUUAAAACUACCACAAAAUGUGCCUCCGCAGUCACCAAAGCUUCAUAGCUUACCUGAUGAUACAUUAAAUCCGCUUGGUUUACUAGCGGAAGCUAGCCUCAACAAUAGGAGAUACACUAUGCGAAAUUCUCAACGACCUGAUUUAACUACGAUUCUCAACAAUAAUGAGGAGAAAGAUGAAAAUGGCACUAAAAUAAGUGAGAAAGAGAGAAAUGAGCAGGUAGAAGCUUUAGUUAAGGCACAAAAUUUAGAGGGAAUCGGUGUAGCAUCGGAAGAGUAUUACAGACCAGGUCCAAUGUCUAUGUUACCAUUGCGCAGGAUUUUCAUUGAGCGUCAAGUCAGACCAGAGAUUUUGUCAUUUUGCACUGAGGACAAUAUUAAAGAUCUGUUUACUAUAUUUUAUAGACAUCUAAAUAUGCAUACAUAUAUACUAGAUGAGGAUUUCCAUACUCCAUCACUUGUUGCGUCAAGAUCACCAUUCCUACUUACAGCCAUAUGUGCGGUUUCUUCGAAAUUUUACGAUAAGGAACCGGCUUUACAAGCAAAAUUAAAUGCAGUAGCACGUAAACUUGCAUUUGACGUCCCUUCACAAGGUUUUAAGAGUGUAGAGAUUGUAAUGGCAUAUCUCAUACUUGUAUAUUGGGGAGUUGGACCAUCUCGACGUUUUGAAGAAGAUAAAACUUGGUUAUUACUUGGUUUGGCGCUGCGCGUUGCCACAGAUUUAAACUUACAUCGCAAAUCAUCACUUAGUAGUAUGCCAGGUAUAAAUGAUGUCCAAAGAGAACAAGAAUUGAGAUGUAGAGAAAGAAUAUGGAUUUUAUGUUAUAUCACGGAUCGUUCACUUUCAUCUCAAAUGGGUAAACCUUCUUCUAUCAGUUUAAGGGAAGAUUAUAUCAUCCGGCACGUAUCUGACUGGGCUAGACAAUCCUCUGGUAAUCCAAGAGACUAUUGCGUAGCCGCCUACUGUGAACUUCAGCGAAUCGUUUCAAGGUUUAUUGACUUUCAUUAUUCAUCCACAGCUACACCAUCAGGUUUGGGUACAGAUAUUAAUUACAUGCUAAUUACGGUAAUGUUUGAGAGUCAAUUGUUGAGUUGGUACGAAUCAGUUAUCAAUGCAAAUGAAACAAUAGUAUGUUCAGAAGAGCAACACGAUUACAUUAUCAACGUUAGUAAAUUUAUGUUCAAUUAUUGGACUCUUGCAAUCUUUUCAUUUGGAUUACAAAGUGCUUUGGAGACCAAUAGCGUAGAUUUCACAUAUUUUUUCACUAAAUGCUAUCAUUCUGCUCAAGAAUUACUGUUAAUAACGAAAGAAGUAAUGGCUCCUAGAGGUUGGCUUAAAUACUCAGUUGAUUCACACUUUGUCUUCAUUACCUACGCCACAGUUUCCUUAAUGAAAUUUAUGAGACCACAGUUUAGUCCAUAUCAUUCAGUAAUCGGAAUUGAUAAUAGUAAAAUUAUCAAUCAAGUCUCAGAGAUAGCUAGUUUAUUAGCAAGUGUAGCUGUAGAUUCUAAACAUACUCCAGCGCUUUAUGCUGCAUUCUUACAAGCAUUGAUUGGACCACCGACGACCGGCCAUGAUGAUGAUCAAUUAAAGAACCGUAACGAAAUAUUUGACAAACUUAUGACAGAUGAUAUUGAUAAGGAGACCACCUUAAAGCAAUCUAAUGACGAAAAUCAUGGUGAAAGUGCCAACGGUUUGAUGGAUGAAGGUUCCACAUAUAUGCCGCCGCCAAUUACUUCAAUGGCAUCACAAUCAGAUGAAUAUGGCUCAGCAGCCGGAUUUGAAGGCACAAAUGUGGACUAUAUUAGUAUGGAUUUGAAUGCCUUAAACGAACAAGCUCAAGCUAUGGAUGCCUUGUACCAAAAUGGGUUUUGGGAAAACGUACUUUUACCUGGCUUUGGUGGACCAUUGGAUUCAAUUUCAGGUGGUGUUAUGAGAUCAGGUUAUCUCACACCAAAAGGUAUUACACCUUCCCAAACACCGCGAAAUAUCUCACGACCUCAAACACCCGGAACUACUUCACAGCAAUAUGUGAAACCAAAACACCGUAUGAACGGCAUGAUGCCCUCAAAUUUAUAA